This is a messenger RNA of Thunnus maccoyii (southern bluefin tuna), 3326 nucleotides long. RefSeq names its product zinc finger MYM-type protein 1-like. The coding region runs from base 278 to 2860 and encodes 860 amino acids. The record is from RefSeq and is a predicted model, not a curated record. Gene Ontology annotation, molecular function: protein dimerization activity. The transcript is spliced from 3 exons. NCBI's taxonomy places the organism in Eukaryota, Metazoa, Chordata, Actinopteri, Scombriformes, Scombridae.
UGGCGGAUCUACCGGGGUGGCAUGGGGUGGCAGCUGCCACCCUAAAAUAAUGCCUUGCCUCCCCUGCUGCCACCCCACUUGGCAGCAACGAAUUCAAAGAAAAGUUAUGGCCAACUUGACUUUUACGAGCGCGAAUCUCUGAUGUCCUACUGCACCGAAUGCAGCACGAGAGCGUCAGAGCGGCACUACUGGACCUUUUCUUUGUUUAUUUUAUUUUUAAACUGUGUGGCGCGAAGCAGAGGAGCAAGGAGAGAAGACACGGGAGUAAAGAGCAGAAAUGAAGAGGAAAGGUAACAUACACAGUUUUUUCGGACCGAAGAGAAAAGCCAAAGAGAUUGAAAAUGAACAAUUGAGCAAGGUAGACGGAGGACAUGAGGUGAAAGGAGAGAGAAAAGAUGAGGAAGGAGAGAGAGGAGAGGACGAGGUGGAGAGAGAGGGAAAGGAGAUGGAAGGAAAGAAAGAAGACAGAGACGAGUUGAAAGGAGAGAGAGAAGGGCAACAGAAACGCGACAGAGUUCAAGGCCAAGGUGAUCAGGGACAGGAGGAGGUGACAGAACACAGCGGAGAUUAUAUGGAGGGAGUGCACCACCAAGAUGAGGACGGAGAAAAUAAGAGAGAAGAUGAAGUACAGGGCUCAGAAAGAGAAAGGGAAAGGAGUGAACCAUCACCAGCUAUCUCCAGUCGAGCUGGUCCACAUGACAUAUCUAAGUCCAGGUGUGAGGUGCCUAUGCAACCACAGCGAGGCAGCUUCCCCAAGACCCUCCAAGGAGGAGCCAGAAGAAGCUUUCAAAGUGACUGGUACAAAACUUACCCCUGGCUAGAAUAUUCGCAAUCAAACAAUUCAGCUUACUGCUUUGCAUGUAGGCAUUUUUCCCUACCUGAUGCUCCAAGGACAGUUUUCACCUCAUUUGAAGGCUACUGCAACUGGAAAAAGGCAACCAUGAAAGACAGUGGUUUCCAUUCUCAUGCAAGAUCUGAAGGUCACAUAAAUGCCAUGUUUGCUUGGAGAGAGAACAAAAAAAAUUUGGAUAAAAAUAGCUCAAUGUUUGGGUUAAUGGAUGAGCAAAACAAAAAGCAAGUUGCUGAAAAUCAGUACUAUGUCAAAACACUUGCUGAAAUCUUGAUUCUGACAGCAACUGAAAACAUAGCUCAGCGGGGUCACAGGGAGUCUGUUGACUCAGAAAAAAGAGGUGUUUUUCUGUCUAUGUUAGACUUGGUGGGUAACCAUAACCCCAUUAUUAAAAAAAGACUUGAACAACAAGCUAAGAAUGCAAAAUACACCAGUAAAACAAUACAGAACGAAAUACUGGAAUGCUUGGCUUCUAUGGUUAAAGAAGAAAUCAUCCAGGAAGUUAAAAUGAGCAAGCAGUUUUCGGUUAUUGUUGAUGAAACUAAAGAUGCUCAGAAAAAAGAGCAAAUGUCAUUUGUUCUGCGAUAUUUUUACAAUGGUGUGGUUCAUGAGAGCUUUCUGGAAUUUGAAGUGGCAGAACACCUGCAUGCUGCUGCCUUAAGUGAAAAAAUUAUAUGCUUUCUUGAAAAGCAUGGGCUAGAGUACAAGAAUAACCUUGUAGGCCAGGGCUACGAUGGUGCGGCAGUAAUGCGUGGGACACAUGCAGGUGUCCAGGCAAAAAUAAAAGAAGUGGCCAAACAUGCCUUCUACAUUCACUGCAGUGCACACUGCUUGAACCUAGUCAUAGUUGACGCUGUAAAAAGUGUGGCAGAUGCAGGAAACUUCUUUUCAUUAUUAGAGCAAAUGUAUGUGUUUAUGUCUGGGUCUUAUGUGCAUAACAAAUGGCUGGAAGUGCAACGAGAGAUGUUUGAUGGCCCACCAAGAGAACUCCAACAGCUGAGUGAUACACGCUGGGCCUGUAGACACAUAGCAUGUCGCAAUGUUAUGGACAGGUUGCCAGCAAUAGUACAAGUGCUUGAAGAGAUUGCAUCUGAGAACCAUCCACAAAGAGCUGUUGAAGCAAGAGGGAUAUUGGCCCAGAUUGAUCUGAAUUUUGCUGGCUCUCUUGUUCUGUUCAGAAAGGUCCUGAGUGACUCCAAAUUUUUAUCAGACAUGCUCCAGUCUAAAACAGUAGACUAUGCUAAGGCUGUUGAACUUAUUGAAGCACUCAAAGAGACACUGGUCCAGUACCGUAGUGAAGCCUCUUUUGAUGAAAUGUGGAGUGAAACACUUGAUUUAUGUCAACGAAGUAACAUUGAUACGACUCAGCGAAAAUCAAAGAGGCCAAGACAGACAACAAAGGUGCUUCAAGAUACUGUCAUCCACUCCACCUUGGGACAGCAUGUAGUUCCAGAUAGCAAACACACUUUUUGUGUCUCUGUGUACUAUCCAGUUCUGGAUAACAUGAUUGGAGAAAUAGGAAGACGAUUUUCCAACACAAAUUGUGAUAUUAUGCAGGGUGUUCAGGCACUAAAUCCAUCAAGUCCAACUUUUCUGAGAGAGGAUGCUGUACUGUUAUUGGCUGAAGCUUAUGACUCCAAUAUUGAGGAUCUCAAACACGAGUUACAUCAGACGAGGAGAGUACUUGAUAGAAAAAAGGGGGAAAAUGAGAGUCCUACCACUCUAAUGGAGUUCACUCGGUUUUUGGACCCAUACCAGGAUGUUUUUUAUGAGUUGUUCAGAUUGUGUAAAAUAGCAGUUGUUUUACCUGUGAGCAGUGCAUCCUGUGAACGAAGUUUCUCAUCUCUUAGGCUCAUUAAGACUUAUUUGCGGUCUACUAUGACAGAAAAGAGACUAUCUAGUUUGGCUGUACUCAGCAUUGAAUCAAAACGCACAAAAGCAUUAGAUCUAGAUAAAUUUGUAAAACGUUUUGCUGAGCAGCAUGGAAAUCGCCGCAUUCAACUGUUAUAGACAUGACAUUGGAUAGUGACUAUUAAAUGUCUCUUUCUUUGUUUUACAGUGGUGGGAAAAAAGUGUUCAGACACCCUUAAAUAUGUCCCAAGUCUCAACUUUUAUGGAACCUACUUUAUGUUUUUAAUGUCUUUAAAAUUUAUUUAGAGUUUAGCUAUGACUGUACUAAAAUAAAUUGUACUUAAAGACUUAAGAAUGAUUCUUAAUGCAAUGUUCAAAAUGCAUGGGCCCAAAAACUUUUUCACUGUAUGUAUAAAACUGUCCAGGAACAGUCUACUCACAAAAGUUCUUUGUACAUUUUAUGACUGGGAGCAAGGUUUAUUUUCAUGUGACUCCUUUCCAGGUUUGUGGAGAUUUUAAUUUAACAUACUCUUUUGUAAUGUUCUGUAUUUGAUAUGAUUUUAUUGGUAAAAACCUCAUUUGUCAAAAGUAUGCUCUGAGUAACCAUUAAAAGUCAUGUCCAGUC